AUGGACUUGCGCGUCAAUGAGCACCUGCUCCAUGAACGCGCAGAGCAUCUGACGACCCGGGCCAACGUUUUGGAGCACGAGCUAUACGCAAGCCAGGCAAUCGUCGAAGACCUGUCACAUCGUCUACGUGAAGCGACUAUCAAUGACGUCCCUCAAGCAGCCGCGUCGGCGGUCAACGACGCAUUGGUGGAUUUUUUCGUGUACAAGCGCACUAAAUUCAAGAAGCUCAUUGACGCGGACGCCAAGGAAAAAAAGACAAGACUACCUAGGAUGGUCGUCAACGGCAAUUCGUAUCGGCGCGUCGACGAAAACGAGCCCGCGCUGCAGACUGUCGGACCGCAUCGAGUCACUUCUACCAUGCUCAAGGACAUUGCGUACGACCGCUGGCUCUACGACGAUAGUAUCAACACGUGGCUGUUCAUGGUCACAGCGUUGUCGAACGAAGUGCAUUCCAAGCCUUCCAGACUUUUGUGUCUGGACAGCACGUCGUGGGCGACCGACUGCCAACGGGCGGGUCCAGUUCUGCACAAGAAGCGAAACUGGAUGGCCUACGACUACGUGCUCUUACCAACCAACAUCAACCGCGCGCAUUGGGCCCUUGCCGUCGUUGCCGUCAACGAGAACAAGGUGUUCGUUUACGACUCGUGGCCGUGGGACUCGAAGGAGCUGAAGAAGGUACUCAACCGUAUCGACACCACCAUCAAGCUCCACAAGAAGAAGGCACCCCGCACAGAGUUCGGAUCCGUUGCUCGUCAGGACGACUGGCCAGUGAGUUUUGUUGCCCUGCGCCAGAAGAACAAUUUCGAUUGCGGCGUGUACCUCGCAGCUGUGGCCGAGCGCUACGCCAUGUCCUCUCCAGUUGACGUGCACACGCUCACAGACAAUUUAUGUGCUUCGUACCGCGGAUACAUGAUUAAGUCGCUUCUUAAUGGAAAAAUUGAUUGA
Molecule: messenger RNA, 945 nt
Organism: Saprolegnia diclina VS20
Lineage: Eukaryota; Oomycota; Saprolegniomycetes; Saprolegniales; Saprolegniaceae
Exons: 5
Coding region: 1-945 (314 amino acids)
Biological process (GO): proteolysis
Molecular function (GO): cysteine-type peptidase activity
Source: RefSeq, a predicted model, not a curated record